GUUUGCUUGCACCUGUGGCGGUCCCAGUUUGGUUUUUAAGGAGAGAACAGGAUGCAGGCAGUUUUGUGCGUGCUGUGUCUGACUCUGUGUGCGAACAGGGUCUCCACAUCUCCGCUGAAAUCUUUCCAAACGGGGGGAAACCCGGCCUCCUUGGAUGACGUGAACAUCCUUAUGUAUGGCGUGGUGCAGUUCAGCGAGUCCCUGCACCACAUAUACCAGAGCACAGAGGCCAGGAUCGCCCGCGUCAUGAAAGCCGUGAGCCGAACCGAGAACGAGGUUAAGAGACUGGGGCACGACACUGAGGAGGCUGCUCAAACCGAGCGACAAAUCAAAGAGAAACUUCAGCUCAUUCAGGCUCAGAUGAAAGCACUGCAGAUUCAGGUCCAGGAGAACAGAGGAACGGUCACCAGGUUGGAGCUGGAGGAGGCAGAGCUAAAGAAAAAACUAACCGUCCUGGAGGAAAACCUAAACAACUCCAUCCCAGACACGAUCAAGGGCACGACACUUAAAAACAUCUCUAUCCUGAAGGAUCUGACGAAGUGGACCCAAGAACAGAAACUGAAAUUGGAGAAGCAAAACCAGCAGCUGGCUGAUUUACAGAAACAGAAUAUGGUGUAACCACUAAUAUCACCUACGAGGAGGAACUGCAAUCCUCAUCAACACUCCAUUCAUUGCACGGCAAACGGAUCUCACCUACUGCAUGUUCAUUAAAGACACAGACGUCCACUUUGCCAAUCACUUUAUACGCCUCAGGAAACACGAGCAGAGCGAAUUUCUGUGUAAAAUAUUUGUAAAAACUGUGUGAAUGCAAUUCCUAACCACAGAAACAAACAUUUUACUAUUUUCUUAAUGUUAUAAUAUGGAUAAUAUGUUUAUAAAAGCACAAAACAUAAUUAUCAUAUAAUAUAUAUCUGUAUAUGUAUUUUUGGUUUGUAACUUAUUUAAUAAAAGUAUAAUGAGUG
Messenger RNA from Pimephales promelas (fathead minnow), 962 nucleotides. RefSeq names its product angiopoietin like 8 (gene angptl8). The record is from RefSeq and is a predicted model, not a curated record. Gene Ontology annotation, biological process: triglyceride homeostasis; regulation of lipid metabolic process. Lineage: Eukaryota; Metazoa; Chordata; Actinopteri; Cypriniformes; Leuciscidae.